This is a messenger RNA of Suillus subaureus, 894 nucleotides long. RefSeq lists its product as uncharacterized. Gene Ontology annotation, molecular function: DNA binding; ATP binding; DNA ligase (ATP) activity. Lineage: Eukaryota; Fungi; Basidiomycota; Agaricomycetes; Boletales; Suillaceae. Gene Ontology annotation, cellular component: DNA ligase IV complex. The transcript has 6 exons. Bases 1 to 894 code for a protein of 297 amino acids. Gene Ontology annotation, biological process: DNA recombination; nucleotide-excision repair, DNA gap filling; double-strand break repair via nonhomologous end joining. The record is from RefSeq and is a predicted model, not a curated record.
AUGGAGAAAACUGCACCCUACCCACCUCCCCCGCAAAACAAUGGCAGUGCUCCCUUUUCAGUACUAGCCGGGCUAUUUGAGAAAUUAUCGACAGAAAGAAAGCCCGAACGAAGACGGCGACUCUUAGAUGUCUGGUUCAACCAUUGGAGAGAAGAAAUUGGACAUGAUCUUUAUCCCGUUCUCCGCCUGAUCCUUCCACAGGCACGAGAAGACCUUGCCAAGACCUACAUCAAACUGAUCCCACUCGGCAUAAGAGAUCCGGAUGCGAUCCGCUUGCUCAACUGGAAGAAGCCCACCGAAAAAGAUAAGAGCUCUGGCGACUUCCCCACAGUUUUGUACGAGGUUGUGAGCAAGCGGUCCUCCGGUCGUCGAGGGAAGCCUAACAUGGGCAAGCGUACGGACGACGAUAUUUUACAUACUCUCUGGCUAAUGACCGCUCACGGGACAUUCAGUCCAGAAUUCUUCAGCGUAUUUACAAUCGUGCUACUGCUGAGGAACAGCGAUGGAUUGUACACAUAUUUUGAAAGGCAUGUUGUUCCCUUCCAUCAUGGCUCCAAUCAUGUAUCAACUUUCCAAGACAUGGUUAUUUCUGUGAAGGAAACGACUGUCUUUGGCGUGUUCCAUCCAGAUGCACAAGAUCUAUUCAACAUCUGUUCCGACCUCAAGAAGGUUGCUUGGGAGCUAUGGGAUCCUUCAAGGAGGUUGAAUGCUGAGGACAAAUCCAUUCAAUUGUUCCGUGCAUUCGCACCGAUGCUGUGUAAAAGACCAACCCAUAAGAUCGAGGAUUCGGUGAAAGAAAUGCAAGGACAUAAAUUCAUCAUCGAAGAGAAACUUGAUGGCGAGCGCAUGCAGCUGCACAAGCGCGGAAAUGAAUACUUUUACUGUUCGAGGUAG